AUGCGCCUAGCGACGACGGCCACUCGAACAGCCCAAUGGACGUUACGUAGGAAAAUCGGCGUGGCCACCGGGUGCACCGUGGGCAUAGCGAGCGCGGUGGGCGUGGCCCGGUCCGCCGACACUGUCGAGGAUUUGCAGCAGAUCGGCGCCAUUCGAUUUGGGAGGGCGGCGAGACAUGUCUCUGCCAUCAUCGUCGACUACAAAAUCUUCCUCGCACGCCACGCCGAGUACAACGACGAGUGGAUCCAGGGCAUCAAAGCGGUACACGCACGUAGCGCGCAGCGACUACUCGACCUGGCGUGCGCGAACGGCGGGCUGUUCAUCAAGGUUGGCCAGCACAUUGCGUCGCUGGAGUACCUGGUGCCCGUCGAAUACACCAAGAUCCUGUCCGUGUUGUUGAGCCAGGCCCCCAAAUCAUCCUACAAGGACGUGCGCUUUGUCGUGGAGCGCGAGCUGGGCGGAAAGUUAGAAGACCACUUCACCGAGUUCUCGGAGUCGCCGAUCGGCGCCGCCAGUUUAGCGCAGGUGCACAUCGCCCGGCGGAAGGACAACGGCGAGCUGGUGGCGUGCAAGGUGCAGCACAAGCGGCUGCAGAAAAACGCGAAGACCGACAUUGCCACCAUGGAGUUCCUCGUCAACGUGGCCGGCGUGUUGAUCCCCGAGUUUAAGCUGCGAUGGCUGGUGAAGGAGGUCAAGAAGAAUCUGCCAAAGGAGAUGGACUUUUUGAACGAGGCGAAAAACGCGGACGGGGCGCGGAAGAGGUAUCGAAAGCUCAAGUUUUUGAAGAUCCCGAAAAUCCACUACGAUCUGUCGACAAAGCAAAUGUUGACGAUGGAAUUCUGCGAGGGCCACCAGAUUGACGACCGCGAAUGGCUCGACCGGAUGGGCAUCGACAAGCAUCUCGUUUGCCGCCGACUGGGCCGCCUCGUUUGCCAGAUGAUCUUCCUGGACGGGCGAGUGCACUGCGAUCCCCAUCCGGGCAACAUCCUCAUCAAUCGACUCCCGAAUGGCAACGCCGAGAUCGUGCUCCUCGACCACGGCCUCUAUUUGGACGUUGACGACCACUUCCGGCGCAUCUACUCGGACUUGUGGAUGGCGCUGCUCAACGCCGACACGCAACAGAUUCGGCGCGUCGCCGAGGAGCUGGGCGUCGGCGAGAUGUACGGCCUGCUCGCCUGCAUGGUCACGCAACGAUCGUGGAAAAGCGUGACGCAGGGCAUCCGCAAGUCGAAAAAGGACGAGCAAGAGCGUCAAGAACUCCGCGACUACGCCGUCACGCUUAUACCGCAGAUUAGCGAGGUACUCGCCCGGGUGCCGCGCGAAAUGUUGCUCAUCUUCAAGACGAACGACUUGUUGCGCAGCCUCGAGUACAUGCUCGGCACCGCCAACCGAGCGGAUUCGCUGAUCGAGGUGUCAAAGUUCGUGAUCCGGUCGCACUACGAGUUGACGCUGAACGAGGCGCACUCCUUCUUCCGUCGUCUCGCCAUCCGUUUCCGCUUUGUGUGGGAUCUGAGCAAGAUCUACAUCUACGAGUACUACCUGUUUGCUGCCGACAAGAUGCCCGCCAUCACCGCU
This is a messenger RNA of Mesorhabditis spiculigera, 1575 nucleotides long. The record is from the annotation of a GenBank genome assembly. NCBI's taxonomy places the organism in Eukaryota, Metazoa, Nematoda, Chromadorea, Rhabditida, Rhabditidae.